GUUAGAGAGGGACAGGAACGAGUUAGAGAGGCGCAGGAGCGAUUUAGAGAGGCGCAGGAAGCGAGCAUGAAGCGCUGGAAGGGCUGCCACUGGCUGCUGCUGGUCUCGGUGCUGGGAGUGCUGGCUGUGGUCGGGGUGCUGGUGUAUGUGACGAGGAGAGGCUGCUGCCCCAGCCAAGCUCCCUACGCACACGCCGCCGUGGCCGCCGAUUCCACAAACUGUUCCAAAGUUGGCAGAGACAUCCUGCAGCAGGGAGGCUCAGCAGUCGAUGCAGCAAUCGCUGCCAUGCUCUGCAGUUCCCUGGUCCACCCCCAGAGUGUGGGCAUUGGCGGAGGAUCCAUCUACACCAUCUACCAAGCGGCCACAGACCGUGUAACAGUAAUUAAUGCAAGAGAGGUCGCCGCUAAGAAUCUUCACCCAGGCAUGUUUUCAAGGUGUUCGAAGACCGUGCCCAUCCCAGGUGCUCAGUGGAUCGGUGUGCCAGGAGAAAUACAGGGUUACUGGGAUGCACACCAGCAGUUUGGCAAAUUGCCCUGGAAGAGCCUGUUCCAACCAGCCAUACAGCUCGCGAGGAACGGAAUUGAAAUCAACCCCAUUUUAAAAAAAUUCCUCGAACACAUAUUGCUGAAACCGGAAUUAUUAAAGAGGAAGAUCGGUUCUUUAUUUUACAACGAUAAUGGAACCCUGCGUAAGACAGUACUUUACGCUCAGCUGGCAAAAACGCUGGAGACCAUUGCAAAACAAGGGCCGGGGGCUUUCUAUAAUGGAAAUAUCGCACAGGACCUCAUCAAAGAUAUCAUGAACGCAUCUGAUCACCAGGAUUCAGCAAGCAACCUCACACUGGAGGAUUUCCGACAAUACAAGGCGGUGGUGAUGGAGCCGCUGACUGUUUCCCUGGGGAAAUACACCAUGUACACUCCACCCGCACCCUCGCGAAGUGCCAUCAUCAUCUUCAUGCUCAAGAUAUUGGAAGGAUUUAAUUUCACCCCCAAAUCAUUGGAGAAAGAUCAGAAGGUCGAAACCUAUCACCGAAUAAUAGAAUCCUUGAAGUUUGCAAAUGGAGGGGAGGACAAGAUAAGUUCUGCCAAAAUAUUGCCGCAGCUUUUGGAGCAGUUUGCCCAGGCUGCCCGCAAGAAGAUCGACGGCCAAGCCCAUCCGCAAGAAUACUACAGCAACAUCUCCGGGGGAAAAGAGAGCUAUGGCACCAGUCACGUGUCAGUCAUCGACAGCGAGGGUAAUGCGGUCUCCGUCACCAGCAGUAUCAACCACCCGUUUGGUUCGAUGGUCUACUCAGAAAGUACUGGAAUCAUCCUGAACAAUCAGCUGACUGACUUCUGUGGCAGUGGAAAUUUAGAAGUUGCAGGACUGCAACCUCCAUCCUCCAUGUCUCCCAGCAUCCUGCUGUCCAAGGACAGAGAGUCGAUGAUGGUGUUGGGAGCAUCCGGCGGGAGCAUGAUCACCAGCGCCAUCGCUCAGGUCAUUACCAACAAGUUAUGGUUUGGACUCAACAUGAAGGAGGCCAUCACCCAGCCACGGAUUUACGUGGCUGCCGGGAAUGUUGUGCAUUUUGAAGGCUCAUUUGAUGUUGACACGAAGAACGCGCUGCUCCAGAAGAAUCACAGUUCGAAGAAGCCCUUGCCGCUGCCCUCCGUGGUGCAAGGGAUAUUCCGGGAGCACGGUUGCAUCGAGGCCGUGUCGGACGAGAGGAAGAAAGGGACAUCUGCCGGCUACUAGCCCGGGGGUCCCCAGCUGUAAUGACGGGGAAAAGGGGCAAUGUUGGAUCCACCUCGUGGAGUUCCACAGUUGAGGCCGCUGUAGCCCCAAUAAACAAUGGUGGGCGGUGAGGUUCCGGAGAAAUUGUAGGAAGGAACUGCAGAUGCGGGUCUACACCGAAGAUAGACACAAGAUGCUGGAGUAACUCAGUGGGACAGGCAGCAUCUCUGGAGAGAAGGAAUGGGUGACGUUUCGGAUCGAGACCCUUUUUCACUGCUUCUAUAUCCACAGAUACUGCCUGUCCCGCUGAGUUACUCCAGCUUUUUGUGUCAAUCUUCGGUUUAAACCAGCAUCUGCAGUUCCUUCCAAAACAUUUCACUCUUUACAACCCGUGCCAGUCCCUCCCGCCCGUUACUGUGCUGGGCCUUGGGCCCGUGUUGAUGGACACUUUAAUUCUCCUUCCUAUUCCUACACAGACCUUUCCGUCCUCGGUCUCCUCCAUUGUCAGAGUGAGGCUAAACGCAAAUUGGAGGAACAGCAUCUCAUAUUUCGCUUGGGCAGUGGUGUGAUUAUUGAUUUCUCUCACUUCAGGUAGCCCCUGCAUUCCCUCUCUCUCUAUCCCUCCCCCACCCCUACAAACAAUGACCUGUUUCAUUUAUCAAUGUUACUUUUUUUGCAUACCUUUAAUUCACUGUCUAUCUCGUCUACAUCAGGGUCUACAUCUCUCGUUUCCCUUAUCCCUAAUCAGUCUGAAGAACCCGAAAGCCGGUCGCCCAUUCCUUCCCUCCAGAGAUGCUCCCUGCCCCGCUUAGUUACUCCAGCUUUUUAUGUCCAUCUUCGGUUUAAACCAGCAUCUGUAGUUCCUUCUUGCACUCGGACCCGUGUUUAAACUGCGUUGGGGAACUCAGAGCUUCAGCUCCCACGUCGGUUGGCUUCAGUGGAAUGGGUUAAAGGGUAAUCCCGCCGUCUCUCCUGUCCCCGCUGGAGAGGGGCGGCUCAUUUGCCGCCUCGCCCAGCCUUGGUGCACUCUUUCCGCCGCGGGUCGGCGUUUGAAACGGCAACUUUGUUGUCCGAGAGGCAAGGAUUGGGCAGGCGGGCUCCGUGUUUCCCGCGGAGAGGCCGGGAGAUGGAGAUGGUGAAGGCAGACGCCUCUCCCGCCGAACAAUGGCGAUGCGUUUCAGGAAGAAGGUAUUGGCGGUGAGGUGUCGCGGAGAGCUGCCCGAGGGGCCCAAAGUAUCAGGUGGGUUUCCAUUUGAUGCUCUCACUCCAGAAAGAGCAAGGAUUGUGCGACAAACCCGCUCACAAACAGCGGCGAAUAAGUAGUGUAGGAAGUGACUGUAGAUGCUGGUUUACACCGAAGAUAGACACAAAAUGCUGGAGUAUCUCAGCAUGACAGGCAGCAUCUCUGGAGAGAAGGAACGGAUGACGCUUUGGGUCGAGACCCUUCUUCAUUCGAUCUCUCCAGAGAUGCUGCCUGAAUAUCAGCGGUAAAUGAGGCGCACAGUCCGGGCUACAUGAGGGCGAGUAGAGAGAGGCUCGGUGGGGUGGGGCAGGGUCCCGCUACGUUGGAGAAGCGAGGGACUGGCCCAGUAUCACCGCCUCUCACACACACACCACACUACAGGCGUUGUAAAGGAAUGUAUUGUAAAGAAUUGCUGGUGUAAAAGUGAAUGUAGAUAAUGACAUUCUCAUGAAUGUAUUUACUGUAUAUAUUAUAAUUAGCAAAAUAUAUUUUAGAAGCAAUGCGCAGAAUGCCCCCGCACUAUCCGGUCACUUUCAAUAUCCACGUGUGUUGUGUGGUAUAGAUUUAUACUUUAUACUUGGUGUUAUUUCUGCAUCGUGUGAAAUUGAAAAUGUUGAGGAUGUAGCAUGUGUUUAGUUCCUUUAUUCCGUGUCUGUCGCUGCCUUUCGCAGUGACCAUCCAUCCCUGUGUUUUGUACAUGUCACGGUAUUGUUAUGACUAGAAGCGACCUGCACCUGGAGACUGACUGAACUCUGAAACCGUGAGCGUCCUGGGCAGCGUGAGCUGGCAGUGGCACUGGCUGCGUUUAAACCAGUUUGCCCGCCAAUCCACGGUUGCAACUGUGAACUUGUCGUUUGCAUUUUUUUUUUAAAGUUGACCUGUUAAAUUGAUGUGAACAAUUCUCUAUCGCCGAGAGAUUUACGAGCCAAAGCAACAAUGCGCUGGAUGCAUUAUUUUUUUUAACUGUUUUUGCAUAUUUUAUACUCUGUAGCCAUUACUGGCACUUGAAUUUUGAUAUUAAACGAAUUAAUUACAGAAA
Leucoraja erinaceus (little skate) is the source of this 3995-nucleotide messenger RNA. RefSeq names its product glutathione hydrolase 5 proenzyme-like. Lineage: Eukaryota; Metazoa; Chordata; Chondrichthyes; Rajiformes; Rajidae. The transcript has 12 exons. Gene Ontology annotation, molecular function: glutathione gamma-glutamate hydrolase; leukotriene-C(4) hydrolase activity. Gene Ontology annotation, biological process: leukotriene D4 biosynthetic process; glutathione catabolic process; inflammatory response. Gene Ontology annotation, cellular component: plasma membrane. The coding region runs from base 67 to 1734 and encodes 555 amino acids. The record is from RefSeq and is a predicted model, not a curated record.